AUGAACCCGCUCUCAAAUCUUGUUCACUUUGUCCGGGAGAGCCCUGUUGGUCUGGAAACGGUCUUCUUUGUUUCUGUGACGGUAUUGUUUGGGCUUUACAAGCUAUUGACUCACACUGACAUACUCUACAUUCGCGGCAUACCCAAAAUACCAGGCGCACUUCCUGUCACUGGCCAUUUGACCCAACCAGGAGAAGAUCAUACGACUGUCUGUGAAAAGUGGUGGCGUCAAUACGGCCGCUCAGUCUUCCAGAUCCGCCUUGUAAACACUCGCGCAGUUAUCCUCUGCACCUUUCAUGGACUGUUCUCCUCGAUACAGGGUUUCACAAUUGGCAGCUCACCAUGGAAUGAGAGCUCUCGAAACAAGAGGAAAGCUGCAUCUACCACACUAAGCAAGGCGAUGAUGAAGAACUACGAUGAUAUGUUCGACUUGGAGUCGUACUGCAUUGUGUCUGACCUACAUUGUGACACCGAGAGUGGAGCUCUUGAGGCAAGCUUUCGACCGUACAUCCAGCGCUAUGCGCUCAACACCACUCUCACCCUCUGCUACGGUAUCAGAAUGGACGAAGCCUACGUCGACCUGCUGCGUGAAAUCCUUCAUGUUGGCUCUGCAAUUUCUCUGCUUCGAUUGGCGUCCGAGAACUACCAGGACUACAUCCCGAUCCUCCGUCAUUUGCCUAAAAACGUCAAAAAUGCUCGCUCGAAAGAUCUCCGCAAAAGGAGAGACAACGCCGCGAUACUGAAAGACGAAGAGACGCGUCUUACUGGUGUGGAAACUAUCCCUGGUACCUUGGUGUCUUGCAUUGGCUCGCUUUGUACACCAGAGAGUGUAAAUGACUUCGAGGAGACUAUACCGUAUUUGAAUGCUAUCGUCAAGGAGGCAGGGCGAUACUACACCGUCAGCAACAUGAGCCUGCCCAGGAAGACAAUGAGUGAUGUACGUUGGGGUGAGGCAGUGAUUCCCAAGAACACGUUGGUUUUGAUCAGCGCCCAAGCGGGCAAUCACGGCACCUACUACUGGGGACCUGACGCUGGCACCUUUAAUCCUGAGCGCUGGCUCGAUGCGCCCACCACGCCCCCCUCACUAUACGCCGAGAAGCCUAUCUCCAGCACACCGCAUCUUUCGUUUGGCGCCGGUUCCCGGUCAUGCCCGGGUGCGACGAUCGCCAGCAAGCUAUUCAACGCGGCACUCUUCCGUUUGCUCAGCCUGUACAGGGACGAGGCUAGCGUAUCAGACCCGCCGAGCACGGACUAUAUCGACUACAAUCUAAUCAAAGCGCGUUAGUCGCAAUCCCGAGGGACUUCAAGAUCAAGCUGGCGCCAAGAGAUGGGACUGGUGACCUAG
Molecule: messenger RNA, 1344 nt
Organism: Macroventuria anomochaeta
Lineage: Eukaryota; Fungi; Ascomycota; Dothideomycetes; Pleosporales; Didymellaceae
Product: cytochrome P450
Exons: 7
Coding region: 1-1284 (427 amino acids)
Molecular function (GO): oxidoreductase activity, acting on paired donors, with incorporation or reduction of molecular oxygen; heme binding; monooxygenase activity
Source: RefSeq, a predicted model, not a curated record